Molecule: messenger RNA, 342 nt
Organism: Cantharellus anzutake
Lineage: Eukaryota; Fungi; Basidiomycota; Agaricomycetes; Cantharellales; Hydnaceae
Exons: 2
Coding region: 1-342 (113 amino acids)
Source: RefSeq, a predicted model, not a curated record
AUGCCUACUAUCAACUCUAAAUCAUUCACCCAGUCUGUACCCAUACCCCCAUCCUCUGGACUGAUGAAGGACAUUCCCAUAACCUACAAUGUGCUAAAGGAGGCCUUGUCCAAAGAUGACACCUGGAAGGAAGCUGUAGAGAAUGGGCACAAGGAUUGGAAAUUAGACAUUCAGGUCAUUGUCAUAUCCAUCCCUGGCCAUCGACUUCCGAUCCCUCCGAUCCCUCCGGUCCACUUCCGCUCCUUCUUCACUAACCUCGGAGCUCCCAUAUUCCGCAAUCCCCUCGGUACCCCUCGAUGGUCACCACCCCCUCCUUUCAAUUUAUUACCUAUGCCUCCCUAA